UUUCUCCUUUCUCUCCUUCUCCAAGUUUUCCAAGGCUUAAAUCAAUUCGAAAAUGUUCAAAGCUGCCUCCCGCUCUGUUGCCAGAGCUUCAAGAAUCGCUUCUCAAAAGAGAAACUUGUCUAUCCACGAGUACCGCUCUGCCGCCCUGUUGAGAUCCUACGGUGUCGGUGUGCCAAACGGUGAUGCCGCCACCACCGUGGAAGGUGCUUAUGACAUUGCCAAGAAGCUCAACACCGAGGACCUCGUUGUCAAGGCUCAAGCCUUGACUGGUGGUCGUGGUAAGGGUCACUUUGACACCGGCUUCCAAGGUGGUGUCCACUUGGCCAACUCCCCAGAGGAGGUGAAGUCCUUGGCCAAGGAGUUCUUGCACCACAAGAUCAUCACCAAGCAGACCGGUGCCGCUGGUAAGGAGGUGACUGCUGUGUACGUUGUCGAGAGAGCCUUUGCCAGAACCGAGGCUUACUUGGCCAUCUUGUUGGACAGAGCCACCCAGAAGCCAAUCAUUGUUGCUUCCGCUCAAGGUGGUAUGGACAUUGAAGGUGUCGCUGCUAAGGACCCAUCUGCCAUCAAGACCUUCCCAGUUGACUUGGAGGCUGGUGUCACUGAUGCCCAGGCUAAGGACAUUGCCGCUGUGUUGGGUUUCACCAAGCACGCCCAACCAGAGGCUGCUGAGACCAUCAAGAAGUUGUACCAAAUCUUCAACGACAAGGAUGCCACCCAAAUCGAGAUCAACCCAUUGUCUGAGACUGUGGACCACAAGGUUUUGGCCAUGGAUGCCAAGUUUGGUUUCGACGACAACGCUGAGUACCGUCAAAAGGAGGUCUUCUCCUGGAGAGAUUUGACCCAAGAGGACCCAGACGAGGUUGAGGCUGGUAAGUCCAACUUGAACUUUAUCAAAUUGGACGGUAACAUUGGUUGUUUGGUUAACGGUGCCGGUUUGGCCAUGGCCACCAUGGAUGUCAUCACCUUGUACGGUGGUAAGCCAGCCAACUUCUUGGACUGUGGUGGUGGUGCCACCCCAGAGACCAUUGAGAACGCCUUCAAGUUGAUUCUCUCCGAGAAGAACGUUUCUGGUAUCUUUGUCAACAUUUUCGGUGGUAUUGUCAGAUGUGACUACGUUGCUGAAGGUUUGAUCUCUGCCACCCAGAAGUUGGGCGUUGAGGUCCCAAUCGUCGUUAGAUUGCAAGGUACAAACUACGAGAAGGCUGCUGACAUGAUCACCAAGUCUGGUCUUAAGAUCUACGCCGUUAACGAGUUGGACUCUGCUGCUGAGAAGAUUGUCAAGUUGGCUGACAUUGUCCAGAACGCUAAGCAAAUCGGUGCUAAGGUCUCUUUCGAGUUCUAAAAGGCUUUUUUGUGUGUAUAUAGGACUUGACUACCCAUUAGCUCAUGAUUAAGACGCUUAUAUUCAAUAUAAAAAUCGCAGUUAACGAUAAAUGAGGUGAAUUGAUAGAGCUUUCGGC
Molecule: messenger RNA, 1463 nt
Organism: Williopsis jadinii
Lineage: Eukaryota; Fungi; Ascomycota; Saccharomycetes; Phaffomycetales; Wickerhamomycetaceae
Gene: LSC2
Product: succinate--CoA ligase (GDP-forming) subunit beta
Exons: 2
Coding region: 53-1345 (430 amino acids)
Biological process (GO): tricarboxylic acid cycle; succinyl-CoA metabolic process
Cellular component (GO): succinate-CoA ligase complex; mitochondrion
Molecular function (GO): ATP binding; succinate-CoA ligase (ADP-forming) activity
Source: RefSeq, a predicted model, not a curated record